Molecule: messenger RNA, 1392 nt
Organism: Lactuca saligna
Lineage: Eukaryota; Viridiplantae; Streptophyta; Magnoliopsida; Asterales; Asteraceae
Source: the annotation of a GenBank genome assembly
GUUUAGCGGAUUAGUGGUCAUUCAAUCUCAUCAGCCAUGGCGCUUCUUUCCUCUCUACAUUCUCAGUCCCUUCGUCCUCACAUUACUCCCUCUUCAGCUGUUUUCUCUCACCCUACAAGAUUCAAGAAAUCCCAUGAUCAAAAUACUGUUUUUUGCAAAACCAAUCAACAAGAUCAAGAUUUACGCCUAACUAUCGAAGAACAAUCUCUAAAAGUUCAAAGAAGAGAUCUUUUGUUACACACUGUAUUCGGCGCUUUGUCUAUACCUGCUAUGGUUCCAUUUGCAUAUGCAGAGGAAGUUGUGCCAGAGGGUUUCCAAAUUUACUCCGAUGACGUGAACAAAUUCAAGAUAACGAUUCCUCAAGAUUGGCAAAUAGGAGGAGGAGAAGGCAAUGGAUUCAAGUCUGUUACUGCAUUCUACCCUUCAGAAGCUUCAAAUUCAAAUGUGAGUGUAGUGAUCACUGGGCUUGGUGCUGAUUUUACCAAGUUGGAAUCUUUUGGCAAGGUCGAUGCUUUUGCAGAGAACUUGGUUAGCGGAUUGGACAGAAGUUGGCAGAAACCCCCUGGUGUUUCAGCUAAACUCAUCGACAGCAAAGCCACUAAAGGAAUGUAUUACAUAGAAUACACACUUACGAAUCCAGGGGAAAGUGCAAGACAUUUGAUUUCUGUUCUUGGAAUUGCGAAUAAUGGUUGGUAUAAUAGAUUGUAUACUCUCACUGGACAGUAUAUUGAUGAUGAAUCAGAGAAAUACCGUUCAAAGAUUGAAAAGGCAGUUGCAUCAUUCAAAUUAUUACACAAGCCAGGAACUCAACAGUUCAAGUUGUGACAUGAUAAGAAGAAUAAAUUUCAUAUUCUGAGUUUUGUGAACAAUUCAGCUACACAAAUUUCUUCAAUCUCAAAUUAUGUUGUGCAUUGCAUCUACACUAAUUGAAGCCCAUGGCUUGAUUCAUAAACCCUAAUCACAAAAUGGUGAUGGAAAUAUAGAGGAUAACAAGAUCAAGAAACUAUUGUACAAACUACAAAGAAAAAUCAAGAUAAUUCGGUUUUAACUUUUUGUUCCAUAUUUUCAUUCCUAUUUGUUCCAUCAUUUUUGUGAAACAAAAUCGAUAGCUGAUCAGCAAACAGAAGAUUCUGCAUUUGUUGGAGUUGUUGCCAUUCUUUCUCCAUUUGUAAUUCAAACUCCUCAAAACGAAUAAUCUUAUCAAAAAAAAAAAUACCUGAACUUCAGCAAUAUCAGAAAUUGUUUUUACCAAAUCCUGUUCUUCCUUCUCCAGCUGUAAUUUUGCCUCAAGAUAUUUUCCUUCCAAUGAAUUUUUGUUGCUCUUACCAUUUGUUAUACUACCUUGAUCUUUUGCAUCAUCAGCAGAUGAUUCAAGAAUUUCUUUACUAGUUU